Messenger RNA from Phoenix dactylifera (date palm), 1649 nucleotides. RefSeq names its product cytokinin dehydrogenase 3-like. Gene Ontology annotation, molecular function: FAD binding; cytokinin dehydrogenase activity. Lineage: Eukaryota; Viridiplantae; Streptophyta; Magnoliopsida; Arecales; Arecaceae. The record is from RefSeq and is a predicted model, not a curated record. Gene Ontology annotation, biological process: cytokinin metabolic process.
UCAUGUCUUGCCUUCUCCAUUCCUUGCAACUCAAAGCUCUCCUACUUCAUAGUUUUGUUCUCUUCCAUGCUUCAUCCUUCAGUUGGUGUCUAUCACCCACCAAUCCAACCCUUUCUCCCCAUGCCAACCUAACAACGGACUUUGGCAGGAUCAUCUACAACUACCCAAAUGAAGCAUUCCAGCCCCAAAGCCCACAAGACAUCUCCCAACUCCUGAAGUCCAUCUCCUCUUCUCCAAACCGCAACAAUGUAACAGUAGCUGCAAGAGGUGUAGGCCAUUCAACCUAUGGCCAAGCACAAGCCCUCAACGGCAUCGUUAUCGGCAUGCGAAGCCUGACUCCCUACAUUCAGAUUGGCGAAGCACAAUUGGUCGCAAGCAAAAACAGCACCUUCUACGUUGAUGCUGGAGGGGGAGCUCUGUGGAUUGAAGUGCUAAAGGAGACCAUGAAACAUGGUCUCACCCCAAGAUCAUGGACCGACUACUUGUAUCUAACUGUUGGCGGAACACUCUCAAAUGCUGGUAUUAGUGGGCAAGCAUACAAGUAUGGGCCUCAAAUAGCCAAUGUUAUGGAAGUGGAUGUUGUCACAGGUAAAGGAGAUAUAGUUACAUGCUCUGAGAUGGAGAAUUCAGACCUCUUCUAUGGCGUCUUGGGAGGACUAGGGCAGUUUGGGAUCAUAACCAGAGCAAGGAUUGUAUUAGAACCUGCUCCUCGAAGAGUUAAAUGGGCCAGGGUACCAUAUGAUGAUUUCAACCAAUUCACAGCAGAUGAAGAGCAGUUAAUCAAAUUGGGAGAUGUGAACUACCUUGAGGGAUUCAUUACGUUCAAAGAUAAUAGCCCAUCAAAUGUGUACUACACGUUAGAGUUUGCUAUUUAUUAUAAUGAUGAGGGUGAUGCUCAAAAGACUUUGGAUCGAGUACUGUCACAAUUGAAUUUCUCGAUGUCGAUGCCAAAUAUCACGGAUGUCUCGUAUUUUGACUUCCUCAACCGGGUAAAAGCAGAGGAGGAAAGCCUGAGGAAAAAAGGUUUGUGGGAGGUUCCUCACCCAUGGCUGACCUUAUUCGUGCCAAGGAAUCAAAUAGGGAGGUUCAAAGACCUCCUCCUUCGAACCACAUUGGAAGCUAAUACUCCAAUUGCUGGCCCUAUAAUCAUAUAUCCAACUCUGAAAGACAAAUGGAAUCAGAACAUGUCAGCUGUGCUACCACAAGCUAACUCAGAGGAGAACGUUUUUUACGCGGUGAGCGUGCUCCGAUCUUCACCUCCAUCUUGUACUCCUGGCUCUCCUUGUCUUGAAUCAUUCCUCAACCAGAACCAGAAGAUCAUUGAGGUUGCAACUGCAGAACCAACUACAAACAAGGCAACGGCAACGGUAGAUGCGACGGCUAGAAAAACAAAGACACCCAUGAGUCAUCCGAGAGCUGAGAUUAUUCAGAAGACUGAGUCGAUGCGCAUGGAGGUGAGGACAGAGGCUGGUGAUGAAGGUGGAAUGGGAGCAAAGCAGUACCUGCCAUACUACAAGGAUCAGAAUGGGUGGAGGCUCCAUUUUGGUGAGAAAUGGGGGAGGUUUGAGGAGCUAAAGUCCAGAUUUGAUCCUCUGAAUAUUUUGGCUCCUGGUCAGAGGAUUUUUCAGAGGAAGCCUUUGGAGGGUUAG